GGGAGUGUGUGGAUUUGGGGACUUUGGGGAGUGCAAAUCAAACAAAAUGAAGACUUUUUGUUAUGUUAAUUAUUACAGAAAACUGCUUAGAAAAGCACCUAUACGAAAUUACUCUUCUGGUGUAAGCGAUAGUAAUACUGAAAAUAUAAGGAAUAUUGGUAUAUUAGCCCACAUAGAUGCAGGUAAGACUACCACAACCGAGCGCAUGCUCUUCUACUCUGGCAAAAUUCGGUCCAUGGGAGAGGUACACCAUGGGAACACUGUCACAGAUUACAUGGAACAGGAGAGGCAGCGGGGAAUCACCAUUACAUCUGCUGCAGUGUCGUUCCCAUGGAGAGGCAGCCAGAUCAACUUGAUAGACACCCCGGGGCACAUAGACUUCACCAUGGAAGUGGAACAGAGCCUUGCUGUGCUUGAUGGGGCUGUGAUAGUCAUGGAUGCUUCUGCUGGAGUAGAAGCGCAGACGCUCACAGUGUGGCGGCAGGCCGGCGGCUACCGCGUGCCGCGGCUUAUCUACUUGAACAAGAUGGACCGCGCCGACGCCGACCAUGCGGCGUGCGCGAGCGCCGUCAGGGAUAAGUUGCAAGCGCAGCCGUUAGUGCUGCACGCGCCUGUGCACCAUGAGGGACGGUUUAUAGGUCUCAUAGAUUUAAUUACACUGGAAGAAGUAAUCUGGACGCAAGGCCGCGGUCAGAACUUCAUCCGGCGAAAACUGACUGAAACCAAAGACGGCCACAAGUGGGAGACCUCUAUGGACAGCCAUAGACAACUCGUCGACACUCUAUCCUCUAUGGACGACCAGCUAGCCGACACUAUCAUACAACAUGAAUCUCUGGAUAAUUUGAACAGUAAAGACAUUGAAGCAGCUGUAAGAAGAUGUACCAUAGACAUGAAAGGGUUUCCGUUGCUCUGUGGUAGUUCGUACAAGAAUAUAGGAGUUCAGACGUUGAUGGACGGUGUUAUAUCUUACCUGCCUUCUCCGCUACAAUGUAAUGAGUUGCACAAGUGCUUCGGGCAGGACUUGGCUGCGCGCGCGUUUAAAGUGCAGCACGACGAUCAAAGGGGGGUUCUGACGUUCCUAAGACUGUAUGGAGGGGAGAUCAGCAAGGGACAGAAGAUAUACAACUUGGCCAGGGAAAGAAGUGAACAGGCUGGGGCUCUAUACGUAGCUCUCGCGGACGAAUACAAGCCAGUGGAGACGGUUACCGCUGGGAAUAUCGCUGUCGUUAGUGCUCUCAAGGCGACCAUGACCGGCGACCUGGUAACGUCAACGCAGUCAGCCGCCGGCCGCGCCAAGGAGCGGCUUGCAACCACCCUCAAGCAGCAGGAUAAGGUUGAACAGCUGAUGCUGCCGAGCGCCCGUCAGAGACUCCAAGCCUUGGAGACAGAGCCCAGUAAUGAGGAGCUGGCUGACGUCUUGCUAGGAAUCGGAACCACAAUCCCCGAGCCAGUAUUCCUGUGCUCCAUCGAGCCUCCGAGCAUUGCGUACCAGAACGCACUUGACAUAGCACUUGCCGAGCUCACCCGGGAAGACCCGAGUCUUCGCGUCUCCACCGAUGACGAGACCGGCCAGAUGGUCUUGGCUGGAAUGGGCGAGCUUCACCUAGAAAUCAUAAAGGAGCGCAUCAUCCGCGAGUACAAAAUAGAAGUGGAACUAGGGCCGCUUCAGAUCGCCUACCGCGAGGCUCUGGUAGGAACGGCUAAGCAUACCCUAGCAGUGGACAGGAAGAUCGGCAGCUUCAAGCAGCAGGUCAAGAUCACCAUGUCUGCCAAGAAUGCGAAGGUCGCGCAUGAUAAGGUGUUGAGGCUAGACAAAUCGGCCGAAAGCGCGGCAAACUUGUCUCACAUCCACCCGCGCACGCUGCAGACGAUAAACACCGCCGUCGCCACGGCCCUGCAGCACGGGCCCAAGCUUGGCUGCCCGCUGGUGGACGUGCAGGUGACGCUACACUGGCUGGAAGUGACGCGCAGCACGUCCGACUCCGUGCUCGGCGCCACCGUCGUGCAGUGCCUCCGGAAGGUGUUCGAGGAAGCAGACUCAAUGCUGCUAGAACCUGUGAUGUCACUGGAAGUAGUGUGUCCCGAAAGCCACGCGGCGCGAGUGUUGACCGACCUCACGCGGCGCCGCGCUGAGAUCAGACACAUACAGCUGCGACACCAGAACAAGGUGUGUUGAGCUAUUGUAGCUUCUAUUGCCAGCAGGUGUAGACUCAGUCUUGCUUGAACCUGUGUGUCAUUGGAAGUAGUGUCACAGAAUAAUAAUAAGUACUACGUACAGAAGUUUUACUUCGCGAAGGUAUUUAAAAAAAUGUAUGCUCAAUGUCAUUAACAAUAUGGUGUAAUUUAGCCUGUCUCAAGAGUCAAGAAACAUUUUGUUGACAAACGUCAGUGAUCGGCACUGCGCCGAAGCUAUAGGGCUGACUUCGGUAAAAUGAUGUGACGUGAGGUGCCAAACUGCGGAAAAUGGCGGAGGAAAUAUGUACAUGAUUUAGCAUGAAUUAUCAUGAAUAAUAUUAACUACUUAUUUACCUCUCAGUGUCCUGAGGCAACUUAAAAAAGUACAUUCUGUGUUUUUAUUAUUAUUUAGGCAGUUAAAUACUGCACAGUAUUUAGUACACCAUUUUCUUUAUUUUCUUCCAUCAUACACAAGAAUACGCGUGCGUGAGUCAAUGUUCGCUCGUAUGUGAGGCCUUGUCGAACAGUAUCCUGUAGGUGGGCCAUCGUGCGUGUUUUGUUUUCGAUGUAAACUCGCGGAGAUGAACAGGCCUGGUAGUGUGUCCUGAAAGCCACGCGGCGCGAGUGUUGACCGACCUCACGCGGCGCCGCGCUGAGAUCAGACACAUACAGCUGCGACACCAGAACAAGGUGAGUUGAGCUAUUGUAGCUUCUAUUGCCAGCAGGUGUAGACUCAGUCUUGCUUGAACCUGUGUCGCUGGAAGUAGUGUGUCCCGAAAGCCACGCGGCGCGAGUGUUGACCGACCUCACGCGGCGCCGCGCUGAGAUCAGACACAUACAGCUGCGACACCAGAACAAGGUGAGUUGAGCUAUUGUAGCUUCUAUUGCCAGCAGGUGUAGACUCAGUCUUGCUUGAACCUGUGUGUCGCUGGAAGUAGUGUGUCCCGAGAGCCACGCGGCGCGAGUGUUGACCGACCUCACGCGGCGCCGCGCUGAGGUCAGACACAUACAGCUGCGACACCAGAACAAGGUGAGUUGAGCUAUUGUAGCUUCUAUUGCCAGCAGGUGUAGACUCAGUCUUGCUUGAACCUGUGUGUCGCUGGAAGUAGUGUGUCCCGAAAGCCACGCGGCGCGAGUGUUGACCGACCUCACGCGGCGCCGCGCUGAGAUCAGACACAUACAGCUGCGACACCAGA
Molecule: messenger RNA, 3371 nt
Organism: Ostrinia nubilalis (European corn borer)
Lineage: Eukaryota; Metazoa; Arthropoda; Insecta; Lepidoptera; Crambidae
Gene: mRRF2
Product: ribosome-releasing factor 2, mitochondrial
Exons: 12
Coding region: 47-2176 (709 amino acids)
Biological process (GO): ribosome disassembly; mitochondrial translation
Cellular component (GO): mitochondrion
Molecular function (GO): GTPase activity; GTP binding
Source: RefSeq, a predicted model, not a curated record